Knipowitschia caucasica is the source of this 753-nucleotide messenger RNA. The record is from the annotation of a GenBank genome assembly. Lineage: Eukaryota; Metazoa; Chordata; Actinopteri; Gobiiformes; Gobiidae.
AUGGCGUCCCUCAGACAUGUCUCUCCUCUACUGCGCAUUUCUUCAAAUAUUUUGCGAGGUCUUGGAAAGAGACCUCAGUGCGCUGAAUUCCACUGGCCAUCUCACAACUCAAGAAUUCAAUGGCUUGUUUCACGACCAAUUCCCUGGAUGGUUCCUGGAAGAACAAUGUUUGUGCAGACUCAAGACACUCCAAAUCCAAACAGCCUCAAGUUUCUUCCAGGUCGCACUGUUCUUGAUUCAGGAACAAUGAAUUUUGCAGGCCCUCGUGAUGCAUACUGUUCACCAUUAGCCAGACAGCUCUUCCGAAUAGACGGUGUAAAAAGUGUUUUCUUUGGACCGGAUUUCAUCACUAUAACAAAGGGUGAUGCUGAAAUGCAAUGGAAAGUCAUUAAGCCCGAUGUUUUUGCUGCCAUUAUGGAUUUUUUCACAUCGGGACUUCCAGUGGUCAAUGAUGACAGCAAACCAAGUCCAGAUACUGCACCAUCAGAUGAGGAUGACGAAAUUGUUGCUAUGAUUAAAGAGUUGUUGGAUACGAGAAUAAGGCCUACAGUGCAAGAAGAUGGAGGUGAUGUUAUCUUUCGGGGGUUCGAGGAUGGGGUUGUUAAACUGAAACUACAAGGCUCCUGCACGAGUUGUCCUAGUUCUAUUGUUACUUUGAAGAGUGGCAUCCAAAACAUGCUCCAGUUUUACGUCCCAGAGGUUGACUCUGUAGAGCAGGUAAAGGAAGAUGAAGAGGAAGCUGCUGAAGUUUAA